UCGUGUUAUUGUUGUUGAUGACUGAGAAUCAGAUCUACCCAUUAAUAACGCCCCCCUUUCUUCCCCCAUUUCUCAUCUCUUCUUCACUUACAGAGAUUCAUUCAUACUGAUGAAUCAUGAUUCUGUGAUGUAUAAAGAGAUAGAUUCAGUCCACUACUGUUAGUAUUACUAACAGUCGUUGCACUUUCUCCGUUGAUUUCUCAACCAGCAAUGAAACCACGCUACUUCAUUCAUUCUUCUUCUUCUUCUGCAUUCCACUGACCUAGAUUAUGAAAUAAAUCUCAAGAUGAUUGAACAGUUCAUUAAUUUCGUCAUCAGGCCACCCAGAGCUCAGUACGAUCCGGAGCAGUAUUUAUGGGAAAAGGAAUUUACACUUGCGGGUAGACAUUAUAGAAGAUUGGACAUUGAGAUAACAAAUAAAAGAGGGUAUGCAUUGCAAUGUAGUCAUUAUGUUCCAGAACCUUUCCCAGAUGAUACUGCUCUUCCUUGUGUCGUAUAUUGUCAUGGAAACAGUGGGUGUAGAGCAGAUGCGAAUGAGGCUGCUGUGGUUCUUCUUCCUUCGAAUAUUACUGUUUUUACUUUCGAUUUUUCUGGCUCUGGUUUGUCUGCUGGUGAUUAUGUCAGCCUUGGUUGGCAUGAGAAAGAUGAUGUCAAAGCUGUUGUUUCUUACUUGAGAAACAGUAAACAAAUAUCAUUUAUAGGCCUUUGGGGUAGAUCAAUGGGAGCAGUAACCAGCCUUCUUUAUGGAGCCGAAGACCCAUCAAUAGCUGGGAUGGUUCUCGAUAGUGCAUUCUCAAACUUAUUUAGUCUCAUGAUGGAACUCGUGGAUGUCUACAAAAUUCGGCUUCCAAAAUUUACGGUUAAAGUUGGAAUUCAAUAUAUGAGGCGUAUAAUCCAGAGGAAGGCGAAAUUUGACAUUAUGGACCUUAAUUGCUUAGAGGUUGCCCCCAAAACAUUUAUUCCUGCUUUAUUUGGACAUGCUAAUGACGAUAAGUUUAUUAAAUCUCAUCACUCCGACCUCAUAUUCAACACCUACGCGGGAGACAAGAAUGUAAUUAAGUUUGAUGGUGAUCAUAAUUCUUCGAGACCACAGUUCUAUUAUGAUUCGGUUUCCAUUUUCUUCUACAACAUUCUUCAGCCUCCUCAAAUCUCCCCAGCCAUUUCAAGUAACAUUGACAAGUAUCAUGACUUUGGAAACAUGAAGUUUGGCUCUGGUAUUGACGAGACAUUGUUGUUUGAGAUAAUUUCUGGUCUACAAACAAUGGGAGCUGAUGCAGCAGCAAGCUCAUCUUCACUUCCACCAAGAAGCGUUUCUUCUUCGAAUCCUAAACUUGUUGCUGAUCUUUCUGAAAUUGCCGCAUUUUCUAGUGAAGAAAUUGAUUUGAUGCCAAAUGAAAAUGAAGCAAAAGCCGAUGAUCCAUCACAGACACAGGAAAAACGGAUUGGUGAAAACGACGAGUCUUGCUCGUACACAAGCUCGAAUAGAGAGAGCUGGGGAAUAUGUUCAUCAUUAGGAAGCAAUGAUGAUCACCUUCCUUCAGAUGACACUACCAUCCCUGCCAAUGACAAUGGCCAUAAGACAAGUCCAGAAGAACCAGGUUCCAUUAUUCCUAAUGGGAAAAAGAAGAAAGGUGACAGCUCUCUAUCGUUUACAAGGAAACGCGACAAACAUCACGACAGAUUAGAUGCAUUUAAACAACGUUUCCGCCAUUGGAUCUUGAAUAGAAAGAAACGAUCAGGCAAAGCCGCUGCAAAUCCUUAAAGUCGUUCUUGGUUCGUUAAGUUGUGUUUCUUUUCGAAUUUUAUUAGUGUAUUUAGUUAUGACCAUCAGUUGUAUAUGUUGUUUCUAACUGUAGUAAUUCGUCGGUUGUUCUCGACUUUGUAUUGAUUGAUUCAGACGCUA
This is a messenger RNA of Impatiens glandulifera, 1903 nucleotides long. RefSeq lists its product as uncharacterized. Lineage: Eukaryota; Viridiplantae; Streptophyta; Magnoliopsida; Ericales; Balsaminaceae. The coding region runs from base 287 to 1762 and encodes 491 amino acids. The record is from RefSeq and is a predicted model, not a curated record. The transcript is spliced from 14 exons.